Molecule: messenger RNA, 873 nt
Organism: Rotaria sp. Silwood2
Lineage: Eukaryota; Metazoa; Rotifera; Eurotatoria; Philodinida; Philodinidae
Source: the annotation of a GenBank genome assembly
AUGUCAAAUACUACCGAUAACGUUAUGACGACAACAACAACAACGGUUGGAAGUUCUAUUCCACCUAAUCAUACACUUUAUGUGAAUAAUCUAAAUGGAAAAAUUAAAAAACAACAAUUAAGAAAAUCACUUUAUAAUUUAUUUAUUUCAUAUGGACGUGUUAUUGCUAUUAUUGCUAUGAAAGGUGUUAAAAUGCGUGGACAAGCAUUUAUUGUUUUUGAUGAUAUUCAAAACUCUACAACUGCAUUACGUUCAUUACAAGGUCUCAUGUUUUAUGGUAAACCAUUGCAUUUAGCAUAUUCUAAGCGUGAUUCCGAUGCAAUACGCUUUUCAAAAGAACAAAUUGCUGAAAAGACAGCUGCAUUAGCUGCAACUAGUCAACCAGAACCAAAACAACGUAAAGAGAAACCUCGUAUACCACCACCACCAUCUCAACCACCACCGGAUCGUGCACUUCAUGAACAACAUAUAGCAUUGAUGAAUUCGGAAGAAGUCAAUCGUGCAGCUAAUGCUAUUGCUGCAGCUGAAGCUGAAUUACAAGAAUUACCAUUACGUGACCGUACACGUCGAAUUCAAUCAGUUAUUGCUGCACAAACAACAUUAGUUGGUACGGCUGUGCCAAUGAUGACAGAAACACAAUCGAAUUCAACACUUUUUAUUACGAAUUUACCUAAUGAAACAACACGUGAAGCAUUGGAAAUGUUAUUCCGUCAAUUUCCUGGUUAUCAUGAUGUUCGACUUGUACCUGGACGUGAAGGAAUUGCUUUUAUUGAUUUUGAUAAUGAAGCAGGUGCUGCUUCAGCUAAAGAUGCUCUCAAUGGUUUUAUGAUUUCGGCAACGAAUGCAAUAUCUGUUAGUUUUGCCAAAAAAUAA